AUGUCUAGCAGUAUAAUCAUCAUGUAUAAUUCGAAAAUCUCUUUCAUCGUUUUACUUAUUCUAUCAACUUUCGCGACAACUUACGCAAUUCCGCUUCUUCCAACUGGUGUUUCAAUGACAGCAAAUGGACUUGGAGCUACCACUGGUACCAUUGUUGCCACUGGUGGCGAAUUACCCCUCGCUGAACUCACUGGUACUAUUAACAGUGGAUCAUAA
Molecule: messenger RNA, 216 nt
Organism: Ambispora leptoticha
Lineage: Eukaryota; Fungi; Glomeromycota; Glomeromycetes; Archaeosporales; Ambisporaceae
Source: the annotation of a GenBank genome assembly